Habropoda laboriosa is the source of this 4037-nucleotide messenger RNA. Its product is annotated as membralin. Gene Ontology annotation, cellular component: endoplasmic reticulum. The transcript has 13 exons. The coding region runs from base 227 to 2347 and encodes 706 amino acids. Gene Ontology annotation, biological process: response to endoplasmic reticulum stress; positive regulation of ERAD pathway. The record is from RefSeq and is a predicted model, not a curated record. NCBI's taxonomy places the organism in Eukaryota, Metazoa, Arthropoda, Insecta, Hymenoptera, Apidae.
CAUUUAUAGUGACACAAAGCAGAACAAUAAAACAUCAGAAAUAUAACGUUAUAAUAUAACGUUCACGUCUUAAAGAAGGAUAUAUAGGAAUUCUUUUCCUUUAGAAAUGUGCAUAUACAACAUGUAUAGGUACUUCUUUAAGAAUUUCAUACAUGAAAACAAUAUGAGUACAAAUUAUUAGCUAUUGCAUCAAUUUGUUGAAAACAAAUAUUAUAUAACAUUUAAGAUGCCACAAGUGGAUGGUGCUGCAAUUUUAAUAUUGAAUAAUCAGAACGGUGCAGCUCUACAUAAUAUUCGUAAUACAAGUAGUUCAACUCGAUCAGUCUUAAGUAAUAACAAUAUGAAUACUGCUAGGAAUAAUAAUAAUCAGAACCCAUUAGUUAAUGUACGAGAUAGAUUGUUUCAUGCAAUAUUUGUUAAGGCUGCAUUAACUUAUGCAAGGACAUUUCCAAGGCCUGUCAGAAGAUUUAUAGAAUUUAUAGUUUUAUUAAAGGCUAUAGUAGCAUUUUUUGUGUUGGCUUAUAUUCACAUAGUAUUUUCACGAACUCCGACAAACUGUCUAGAACAUAUAAGAGAUGAUUGGCCUCGAGAUGGUAUAUUAAGAGUUGAAAUACUUAGAAAUGGAAGAGAGGAUUAUAGUAUAGAAAAAAGUUACGCGAAAGAAGAAAAAUUACGACAAGAAAAAGUUGAUGAUUUAACUAGUGCUUUAGGAAUAUUAACUAGAGAUGGGUUUAUCAAUAUUGAACCAUCUACUGUUGAUGAGGAGCGUGAUACUGCUAAUAUGUCAAAUGAAGGAAGUGAUAACAUAACAUUAUCUGAGGAAGAUGUAGUUAUUGGAGGUGCUACUAUGUCUGAAGGAGAACAAGAUCCAAAUUUAAACAUAAGUAAUACCACAACAAGCUCUCUAUUAUCUACAAAACUCUGGAAUGAAGUGAAUGUAGAUAGUAAAGAAACAUCAGAUGAAAAGAUAGUACCACUAACAAAUGUACAAAAUAAUACUGUGGGACAAGAUACAAAUAAGUCUAGUAAAGAAGAUAUUAUUCAACCUUUGAAAGAGCAGAGUUCUGAAGUUAGAACAGAUGAUGGUUACAUCGUAGAAUAUUCAUUAGAAUAUGGUUUUUUGAGAUUAUCGCCUGUAGCACGACAAAGAUUAAACAUUCCUGUAAAAAUUGUUACUUUGGAUCCUGUUAACGAUAAGUGCUUUGGCGAUGACUUUUCAAGAUUAAUACUCGAUGAAUUCUUAGGGUACGAUGAUUUAUUGAUGGCAAGUAUUAAGACAUUGGCAGAACAUGAAGAUAAUCAAGGUUUUUUACGAAACGUGAUAACUGGAGAGCAUUAUCGAUUUGUAAAUAUGUGGAUGCCCAGAAUUACAUAUCUUGCUGCAUUUGUCAUCAUGAUAAUUUUCACUAUUUCCAUUUCGAUGUUGCUACGGUACUCACAUCAUCAGAUCUUCGUCUUUAUUGUGGAUCUGCUUCAAAUGUUGGAGUUCAACUUAACGGUAACGUUUCCUGCUGCAUCUCUGCUCACAGUGCUCCUGGCUCUUGUCGGUAUGGAGGCAAUUAUGUCCGAGUUUUUCAACGACACCACGACUGCCUUUUACAUCAUUCUGAUGGUCUGGAUUGCUGAUCAGUACGAUGCUAUUUGUUGUCAUACACCGGUUACGAAGAGGCACUGGCUACGAUUCUUCUACCUGUACCACUUCUCCUUCUACGCUUAUCACUACCGAUUCAACGGACAGUACAGCAGUUUGGCCCUUGUCACAUCCUGGCUUUUCAUACAGCACUCUAUGCUCUACUUUUUCCAUCAUUACGAGCUGCCAGUGAUCCUACAGCAGGCACAACUGCAACACCUUCUCUUCCGCAAUCCUCCGCAACCUGGAAUGGCCGAACCUUCGCCCGAGCCUUCGCCUAAUCUGAAUAGGGCACUCACCAGCACCGAACCAUCGUCCGAACCUUCGCCAGUUCAGGAACCAGCGGUUGUCAGAGCGCCAGAACAGACGGAAGGAACAUCUUCACCGACCUCGCCGCAGGUUCAGCCGGAUUCUGCCACUUCCGGUGUCCAGCCAGAGGGAAGCACCGAAACGUUAACAGAAACUUCUUCAAGUAGAGAAGAACAGAGUAACGGAGCGACAACAGAGAGCCCAACGACGUCCACGGCGUCUAGCACGAGCACAGAGACGACGAGCACGGAGGCGAAAACGGUGGUGGCGAUAUCCGGCAUCGGAGCCGCCUCCUCGAAAGCGGGGGACAAUGGAUCAUCCAGCGAUAUUUCUACGUCGGAGAGCUUCGAGGUGAUCGAACCUACGGAGGCGACGCGGAAGGAAACGGCGUCUUGUCAGGACAAGUAGGAACGCUAAAAUGCCUCGAGCCCAUGCCAGUUGCAUAGAGAUCGACGUGUCCAGGGGAAAAGAAGGGAAGGUUGUCAUUUCAACGCGGCUGCAUCUUCGAAACCAGCAAGAUCUUAAGGAGAUCCCGCGCGGAGAGGAAAUUUUCGGUCAGGCGUUAGCGUGUUUCGCAAAGAAAAAGGAAAAAGACCUGAUCGCUAUUUUCCGCCGGUGUAAAAUGUUUAUUUUAUAACUGAUCGAUAUGACCGAAGUGGUGGGGAAUAACUCGCCCUUGGAAGCAGAGAAAGAGUAGCCUGCGGUGCCAGUGGGUGGAUAGGUGUUAGGUUUAAACGAGUAACGAGUAAAUUAGGGGGACUACAAAUUAGUAGUGAUGUGAAACGGGAUAACUGGUUGCUGGAUUUCAUCGCGCAUGAGAUUUCCAGAUCACACGGAGGAUAGACUUCUCUGCUAGUUACAGGUGGACGUGUACGAAAAAGUUGAAAUCUCGAUGGAAAUGCGAGAGGAACGGUCCCCGCGUGUCUGUGUAUAGAUUAGAUGUAGGAUUUUUACCGAGGACUUGAACAGUGAUCGAGCUUACUACGCCUACUACUGUGCGGUCUUGACAUCAGUUGUGUCAACUUUUAGAGUUUUCUAGAGCAGGUGAAUUUUAAACACACACACAGAGUAUGUCUAUUCGUCGAUCGUUUUCUCCAAGGUGCGAUAUCAUUUCACCUUGCUCUCGAGUGUUUCUUAGGGGCGCAACAAGUUGGAGUGCCUUCGGUGAAUAUACCUUCUUUUCCGUUCUCUGUUUCAUUUUUGAUUUUUUUUUUUUUGUCGCGGACGAACACUGGCAAUGCUGAAACAGUGGGCAGCUUGAACAUACUACGUCAGGGGACGGGGGCAUGUUCGAGUUCGUUGCAUUUUUGGUAUAACAAAGUGUGAGAGAGUUUCGUUUCGAUGUAUGUAUCUAUUUCUACUUUUAAGCUAAGCGGACGAUUUUUAAUUAUUCGUUUACAACUGUCUGCAAUCGCGUCCCGACUCCAUCUGGGGAUGGAAGUGACGUUUAUUCGCGCGGCGAGAAGAAUUUUCGCCAAGCGUCGUUACAGACGAAUCGUUAUACGGAUCGAAACGCCGUUUGUACAGUAUAUAAAGCUAGAAUUCUUAAUGUCUCACGGGCAAAUUCUCCAACGUUGUUUCUUAUUAGACUUAACAGAGAAAAAAAAAAACACAAAAAAAAACAAUACAGGUUAAGGGAAUUGUAGUACGCUAGAGAUGAUGUGUCGGUGUCGUGCGAGAUCUUCGAAAAUUCUUGUAACAUUUACACAGGCUUACGAUUAAAAAAAGAGAAAAAUAAAAGACGACGGCCGAACGAAGCGAAGAAUAUUGUAUAUUACUGUAAGUGUAUAUCGUUUUACCUGUUACGUGAAGGCUUCUCACGGUUGGUUAUUGUAAAAAAACAAAAAAAAAAAAAAGAACAAAAUAAUCUUUACUGUAUCAUAUGUCCGAGGUGAAGCAUCGUUGCAGGGAUCGUGCGUGCCUCUGUUAAUUAAUUACGUUUCCCUUUUACACUUCUUCGAGCGAGUUUACCGGCGAGUUUCUUUCUUUCUUUUUAACGUCCGAGGAUCGAACGUCACGUUCAGUUUUUAAUAAGUUAUCGAUCGUAGCGAGUAAGAAUUAAAUUGGUGACAGAAGUUGUAAAGAGCUACUUACCACA